GUAAUUGUUUCUGUUGGGGAGGGGGGAAAGGAAUCCAUCGUGCGGCCAUCAAGUUGCGAUACGUGAAUCUAAUAAAUUUGAAUGUCAAACCUUCAUGAUAUUUUCGUCAAAGCUGCCGAAACUCAAAACGUGUGAAGAGUACGAGGCUUUGCCAAAUAUACAUCAAACUACAAUCCACCCAAACCACAGAUCCUUGAAUUCGUGCAAAGUUUAUGUUGAUCUUGCUCAGAUGGAAAGUGAAAGUAAAAGCAAAACGUAUUUUUUUAGUAACACUCAUUUCAAAACGUAACGAAGGUAGGCCUAUAGACAAAGAAUCGUAUUCACUUUUUGAUACGGAGGUAACGUAUCUUUAUAAUCCUGCAUGAACCAGAUAUUUCAAUGAUGGAUUCAGGAUUAGGAAAAAUGCAACGGGUGGUGUUUAAGAUACGUAGUCUAACAUUAGCAGAGUUCUGGUCUAGAUGCUCAUGUAUGUAACAUGUUUCUGUUUUCUCUAGGAUCAACGAUUAGGACUAAUACCUGUCUACAUUUACCUAUUAGAAAUGGCUUCGGUCAGAACUUGGGGGCUAUUGAUUAUCUAUGACCUGACGCUCUGGGUUGUAUUCUGGACUUGGUUAAUGUUGUCUAAAUUUUCCAGCUGUGGAGGACUAGGCGGGUUGUGGGUUUUAGGAGGCUUGAGGUGGAUAUGUCUUUACUCGCUUACUCUGCUAUACACCGAUGGAAAGCCCCAACCAGCUUUGUGGAGGUGGGUGACAAUGCUGUGCCUUUUGCCUCCUGUGUUUGAGAGUGGACGCAAGUGUGUGAUAUCAGGAUCUACCUCAGACCCACAUGGUCCGAUUCCUGAACCCAGCAUUGCACUGCUGUCACUAUUCUCCUCUUCCGUGGCCUGUCUGGCAUGGGAGGCGGUCUUUCCUGAUGGUGAGACUCGAAAAGAAUCAAAGUCCCGGGUGGUGUUAAUGAGGGUGGUGAGAUACUGCAGACCUGAUGCCUUCCACCUGACUGCAGCAUUUUCCUUCCUGAUCGUUGGAGUAAUAAGUGAUACAUUUAUCCCGUAUUGCCAAGGCAAAGUGAUAGAUAUGCUGAGAGAUCAGCAUCAACAUCAUGACAGCUUUAGUUACGCCAUUGGAAUCCUAGCGCUGGUCUCACUUGGGAGCUCACUGUUCUCCGGUUUGCGAGGUGGCAUGUUCAUGGUUAGCCUGUGCAGACUUAACUUGAGAAUGAAACACAUAUUGUUCCACAACCUGUUGCUACAGGACAUACCCUUCUUUGAGGAGAACAAGCCAGGAAGUCUGUCCUCCCGCUUGGCUUCUGACGUGGACAAAAUGGGUCGCUCAGUGGCGCUGAACGCCAACGUGCUGGUGCGCAGCAUGGUGAAGACAGGGCUCAUGCUGGUGUUGAUGCUGGGUCUAUCCUGGGAGCUCACCCUGCUCACCUGUGUGGAGAUGCCCAUCCUGGCCUUUCUGCAGAACACGUACAACACCUACGGGCAGGACCUGAAAAGUCAGAUUCAGGAUUGUCAGGCCCAGACCAAAGAGCUGGCCUCACAGGCCAUCAGGGCAGUAAGGACGGUCCGCAGCUUCAGGGCAGAGGAGAAGGAGCUGCAAAGAUACAACGAGGCUCUGGACCAGAUGUUCAUGGUCCAGAAGCGCAAGGGCAUCUUCAGUGCGGUUCACCUCCUAACACGAAGGCUGGUUACUCUGGGAAUAAAAGUGGCCAUGCUGUGGCAGGGUCGGAGACUGAUGUCCUUGGGCCAGCUAAGCAUUGGUAGCCUGAUCACAUUUGUACUCUACCAGAAACCUAUGGCAACCAACAUGAAGGAAAUACUGUUUGGCUUUGGCGACAUGGUGAACACUCUUGGGGUCACAGCCAAGGUCUUACAGUUUCUGGACAGAAAGCCAAAGCAGAAGGAAGCAGGGGAGUUAGCUCCUGCAAAGCUAGAGGGAAGACUUGAUUUCCACAAUGUCACCUUGUUCUACCCCUCACGGCCUGACAAACCUGUACUAAAGUCUGUGACCCUGGAGCUGCGUCCAGGGAAGAUGACAGCGCUGGUGGGGCCCUCUGGAGGUGGAAAGACUUCCUGCGUCAGUCUGCUGGAGCGCUUCUACGAGCCACAGGAGGGCCAGGUCCUGCUAGAUGGACAGCCCCUACACUGCUACCAGCAUCAAUACCUGCACGGAAAAAUGGCCUUGGUGUCCCAGGAUCCUGUGCUUUUCUCUGGAUCUGUGAGACACAACAUAGAGUAUGGCCUGCAUGGAUGCACCCUGGAGAAGGUGAUAGAGGCUGCCAAGAAAGCUAACGCCCAUGACUUCAUAUGUGACCUGAAGAAUGGUUAUGACACAGAUGUGGGGGAGUGUGGGGGAAAGCUGUCUUCAGGACAGAAGCAGUGCAUUGCCAUUGCCAGGGCCCUGGUCAGAGACCCACAGGUCCUCAUCUUGGACGAGGCCACCAGCAAUCUUGACGUCAACAUGCAGCAUGCGAUCCAGAGGGUUCUGGUGGGUUCUCAGGGUCAGACGGUGCUGGUGGUGGCCCACCGGCUGCAGACUGUUGAGAAGGCAGACCACAUCAUCUUUGUUGAGGAUGGUCAUGUCGUGGAGCAGGGUACCCACCAACAGCUCAUGGACAAGAAGGGGCGUUACCACCGGCUCAAAGAGGAACUCUUCACUUAACAGUGGCAGGAUUCAGCCAUCUGUUCCCAGGCAUACAGUUGUCUGGCCUAGGACUACUGUCAUCUGUAGAAAGUCCACCACCGUAGGAGCAGGUCUUUGUUAUGUUUUAAUCUAAGAGGAACAAAUGCCCAACCCAUUUUUCACCUGUAGGCUAUAUUUACAUUCUUCUUGGCCUGUGCUGGAUUUAAACCCUUAACUAUUAAAGGAAUAUGUUUUGUGGGUGCGCUCAACUUUGUCCUCUAUAAAACUGAAAUGUACAGUAUUGUGUAGUACAUAUGUCUUAGUAUUUUUGUUCUAAAUAAAUAAUACAAUUGAAGUUAA
Molecule: messenger RNA, 2984 nt
Organism: Hypomesus transpacificus
Lineage: Eukaryota; Metazoa; Chordata; Actinopteri; Osmeriformes; Osmeridae
Gene: tap2t
Product: transporter associated with antigen processing, subunit type t, teleost specific
Exons: 11
Coding region: 540-2663 (707 amino acids)
Biological process (GO): transmembrane transport
Cellular component (GO): membrane
Molecular function (GO): ATP hydrolysis activity; ABC-type oligopeptide transporter activity; ATP binding
Source: RefSeq, a predicted model, not a curated record